This is a messenger RNA of Manduca sexta (tobacco hornworm), 4692 nucleotides long. RefSeq names its product protein farnesyltransferase subunit beta (gene Fntb). The record is from RefSeq and is a predicted model, not a curated record. Lineage: Eukaryota; Metazoa; Arthropoda; Insecta; Lepidoptera; Sphingidae. The coding region runs from base 363 to 1580 and encodes 405 amino acids. Gene Ontology annotation, cellular component: protein farnesyltransferase complex. Gene Ontology annotation, molecular function: protein farnesyltransferase activity. Gene Ontology annotation, biological process: protein farnesylation. The transcript has 4 exons.
UUUCAAGCUGGAAACCCUGCAUUUGAGCAUAUUUUGCUUUUCGUUAUGUUACUGAAAUAAUAUCAAUAACAAUUAUUGCUGCAAACACAGAAGUUACUUUAUCAAAUAUAGUUUAUUCAAUAAUAACUUUAUUCUAAGCUUUGGCCUUAUAUCUUGUUAGAUUUAGAUACAAUAAUUACGUCUACACUGUUUUAUAACCACAAAUUGUCUCUAGGUUACAGGCUUGGCAGGUGAUUUAUGUUUAUAAAUAUCUAAAUAAGUUAUUGUAAUCAUCCGCUAUUAUCUAAGGUCUCGCCGAAUGAUUAGAUUACUUGCCAAAAAAUAUUCAGUGAUCAGUUUUACGUUUACUGUGUCGUUACAACAUGGAAAAUCAUAUCAGACUUUACAAUGAGAUUGCAGACUCAGUAUAUCAAACAGAGAAUGUGAACACUGAUUCUUCUUCUGAGCAGGUUUAUGUUGAGAAUAUGGUUUUGAAAAUGUAUAAAAAGUUUGAAAAGGACUCAGCCAUAGACCCUGAUUUACCUCUGUUGAAGCGAGACGUUCAUGCUAAAGUAUUAAAAAGCUCCUUAAAAUCAUUACCAAUAAGCUAUGAGUGCUUGGAUGCAAGUAGAACCUGGCUUGUCUAUUGGAUUCUACAUUCUCUAUGGAUUUUGAAUGAUAUGCCUGAUGAUGAAACUCUUUCUCACACAGUAGAGUUCUUAUCUCAAUGUCAGCAUCCAGAGGGUGGAUAUGGAGGUGGUCCUGGACAGUACUCCCAUCUUGGUACAACAUAUGCAGCAAUAAAUGCCCUGAGCAUCAUUGGUACAGAUGAAGCCUAUGACUCAAUUGACAGAAGCAGUUUACAAAAGUUUUUAUGGACAGUUAAGGAAGUUGAUGGGUCAUUUGCACUACACAUAGGUGGAGAACAAGAUAUCAGAGGUGCUUACUGUGCAAUAAGUGUAGCAAAAAUAACUAAUAUUUACACAGAUGCUUUAUUUGACAAAACUGCUGAGUGGAUAGUGAGUUGUCAAACAUAUGAAGGUGGGUUUGGGGGUUGUCCAGGUAUGGAAGCACAUGGUGGAUAUGCUUUCUGUGGAAUAGCAGGACUAGCUUUGUUAAAUAGGACACAGUUAUGUGAUGUUGAUGCUUUGCUCAGAUGGGCUGUGAAUAGGCAAAUGAAGACUGAAGGUGGGUUUCAAGGCAGAACUAAUAAACUCGUUGAUGGCUGUUACUCCUUUUGGCAAGGCGGCAUUUUUCCUAUAAUUAGUGCAAUACUUUCACAAGAAAAUAAGGAAUUAAUAGAAACUGUGCUUUUUAAUCAAGGUGCCUUACAAGAAUACAUUCUAAUAUGCUGUCAAUGUAAUGAUGGAGGACUCAUUGAUAAGCCUGGCAAGCCCAGAGACAUUUACCACACUUGUUAUGGUUUAAGUGGUUUAUCAGUAGCCCAGCAUGGUACAGGGGCAAGGGACCCAUUUGUUGUGGGCUCUCCAAGUAAUGAGCUGAACAGGGUCCACCCGCUUCAUAAUGUUGCACCACAUCUUGUUUAUAAUGCUAUACAUUAUUUUAUAAGACAUCCGCCACCAGUUAAGGACAAAAAUUAAUCCAUACAUAUAUUUUUUUUUUAUAUUUACAUCUUUUUUGUCAUAAUCAACUUUGUGAGAAAAUAAGAGAUUGUCGAUUGAACUCUGCAUUAAGCAAAAGUAGUUGCUUUGCAAUUGACUGCUAUGGCACCAAACAUUAUUGUUCUUAUUGUAGGGUGAUGGAUGUUGUAUCAUGUGGUGUGUAAUAUUACAUUUUUUAUAGGCUGUAGCCAUUGUUAUGGCAUAACCAAGAAACCGCCUAUAAUGCAAUACCUAUAUAAUAUCUGAUUUAAACAAGGACAUGUUCUAGCACUGAAGAAAUAUCAUUAAAUGAAUUCAUUCAAAUGUCUCGGUGUGAGGAGAAAAUGAAUUCUUUAGAUAAAUUGAAGGUACAUAGUUACACUGACAGUACAUAAUAUGAAUUUUCUGAUCAUAUGUGGUCCAUAAUAAUAAGAAGAUAAAGUGAUGCACAUGCAAAAUAUCUAAUCUCUACACAUCCAAGAAUUCUAGAUCGUAUUCUUAUGUAAUAUUAGUGAUUUGUCGCACGGUUUCCUCCAUCAAUCAAAAUAGGAAUUUAAGACAGAGAGGAUGCCCUUCUCUUUUGCGGUGUGGACUGGGCACCUACAUAAAGAUACCUUUUGUACGACAUUCAGCUGUCUGCAAUCGCUUAAUUACGCAGGAAAAUAUUAAGACACGUGAAAUACCUACUAUAGAAUCCCGCAGAUUGUAUACGAGUUGUGAUGCAUAUACGCAUUUAUAUUCGCGUCAUUCUGCACGAAACUCAAUUGUUUGAGAUUGUAUGAAAAAAGAACACCGAAAAUUUAAAUAAUUUAAAUUGCACUCAGCAUUAAAAAGAAUCGUAAACUUGAUUACAAUAAAUAUUGUUAUCCAACGUGCCCUCUCCUGUAGCAAAACGUUGCUCUAUAAAAUGACUAAGUUCGUUGCUGGACGAGAUUAUUACAAAAAAUGAUUUGUCUCAACAUAACUCGCAUUGCAGCUUAGUUUCAUUCAGAAUUUUGAAAUCGUACAGUUCUGAAUGUAUUGCUACUUGAGCUUAACGUACGAGAUCUUAAGCCGAAGAGUGAAGACAUAGGAAAAAGGAAAAUUGUGAACAGGUCGACGAAAAUGAAAUAAGUAUAGGACCGGACAAUAUGGGUUACUGUUUAAUUUAAAAUUCUUAAGAUAUUAAAAACAAGGGGUGGGCAACUUUCAAACGCGGUUUUUGUUAGUGCUCCUACAGACCAGCAUAAUAUAUAUGUACAGUCAUGACUGAUGUAAGUACUAUAAGCACCCAGUAGCCACAGAACGAACAUGUCCGAAGCGACCAAAAUAGUACUUAGGUAAUAUUUUUAUCCCUCAAGAAUCGAGAAACCGAAUGAAAUGCCAGUUUCAAUAAUAGUAAAUCAGACUACACCUUCACGUUUACAGUAAAAGAGUUAGCGAGGUCGCCGUCUAAACUGGAAUCCCUUAAUAUGGCAGAUUUGACAUGGGUGGGAUAUACCUACGCGAUAAACCGAAUGUUUCGUUUCUAUAUAUUAUUGUUAUGUGUGGGCAGGAAGACGAGAUAGCAGAAAUGAGGCCAAGACGCCAAUCUGAACUCUAAACGAGUCAAUCAGAUAAUAAAAUUAUAGCAUAAACAUGAACCCCAUAUGAUAAUCGCGUACCAGUGUUGGGCAAAGGAACAUAAAAGUUUUCAAUUAAUUAUUGACCAAUUACGAUUAAUUUAGUCACAAAUAAUGUAAGUGGGACUUAUUUAGACAUUAUUGAAAGCUUUAAUCAUUAUGACUAAAGUAAUUAGUUAUCAACUAUUCCAUCGCUAGUUUCAAUCAUAACUUUAUGGCUUAAUGAUUCUGCUAAAUGAACAGACCCGUAGAAACAAAAAACACAUAGGUAUCGUAAUAGCGCCGAUGUUCGACAAGCACAUAACUAUCGACACUUUAUUUUUUAAUCUUUCCGAGAUCAAGUCCUAAUGUGUAUUUUUCCGAAAUUAAUUGUAGCCUAUGUCCUUGCCAGGGUCUUUAAACUAUCUCCAUACUAAAUUUGUUCGAAAAUGUCGCAGAUAGAGACCUUGGCAUUUAAGUAUAAACUUACAUUAGGCUCAUGGCUCCGCCUGCAUAAAGAUCUUUUCCUGCAACCAAAGUCUCUAAACCCCUGCAGCGAUACAUAGCGCUAUAUAAGAAAACAGAUUACAUGAGAGCAAAAUUUCAGGAUAAAAAGUAGCCUGUGUUAUUUCAGGUCAGGACAUAGCUUAUCUGUGUGACAAUUUUCAUCCAAAUACGGUCGGCGCAUUCCGUUUACUUCUAACAAACAUCCAAAUAUGUAUUUUCACAAAUUAUUGCAUUUUGUAAUUUAAUUAGGAUUGAAAUCUGUAUUUACUGAUUAUGGUUUACUAAUUUUCAGAAUUGGUUAUAAGUCAUCCAUCAUGAUUUACGUGUUCAAUCAUUAGUCAAAUACAAACUAAAUGUUGCCCAACACUCCUGACUUAUAGAAGUCCCGGAUUUUCUUGGAAUUUAGUGCUUGCCGGGUCCUACGCCAUUCGUCGACACGACAAUCGGCCUUUUCUAUUGCCAGCUUAAUAAUGAAGGGGUUAAGGUGGAUUCGGGUUCAUUUCUUUUGCUAACCGGCGACUAUUGAAAGAUUUCAUCGGAUCUCUUUAGCCUUCGAAUAUUGACCGCACUCGGCAAAGCAGCUGCAGCAUACUUUCUAAGCACCGCUUUAAUUCAUCUUCAUGUUCAGGAAGAGGAAAUGCAGGGAUAAGACUAACUAGGUCCCUAGCCCAUUUGUUUGGUGCAGCGAACCCUAAGGGGAGUUAUGGCCAGAUCCUCGGAUAGAGUUCUAUCACCCACUAGCUGCGUUAGUGUUGAGUAAUCAAGAGCCCGUUUUAAAAAUCCUCUAACCCUUUUCAUAGUACCUGGUAGCAAAGGUACGAAACUUGCAAUUUAGUAUGUAGACAUGGUUACGUUUGGAUUGUUGGGUGUAUAAGUUUAUUACUUAAUUAUAAAAACUGUUAAUGAAAGAAAAAAAUAUAUAAGUAACCUAUUUUAAAAUUACAACAAGAUCUUUAUUUUAAUACGGUAACAUUUUCCUUGAAAACUUAAUUUGUGUGCAUAUUUAAUUAAACGUUAUUGAUUAA